Komagataella phaffii GS115 is the source of this 852-nucleotide messenger RNA. RefSeq names its product Mitochondrial porin (voltage-dependent anion channel), outer membrane protein. Gene Ontology annotation, biological process: monoatomic anion transmembrane transport. Gene Ontology annotation, molecular function: voltage-gated monoatomic anion channel activity. The record is from RefSeq and is a predicted model, not a curated record. The coding region runs from base 1 to 852 and encodes 283 amino acids. Gene Ontology annotation, cellular component: mitochondrial outer membrane. The transcript has a single exon. Lineage: Eukaryota; Fungi; Ascomycota; Pichiomycetes; Pichiales; Pichiaceae.
AUGGCCGUACCAGCAUUUUCCGACAUCUCAAAAGCAUCUAAUGAUGUACUAGGCAAGGACUUUUAUCACUUGACCCCAGUCUCUUUGGACGUGAAGACUGUUGCUGCCAACGGUGUAACUUUCACUGCCAAAGGUAAAUCUGCCGGUGACAAGCUAUCUGGAAACCUGGAGACCAAGUACGCCGACAAAAAGAACGGUUUGACUUUGACUCAGGGCUGGAACACUGCCAAUGCCCUAGACACCAAGGUUGAGCUGGCUGACACUUUGACUCCCGGUUUGAAAGCUGAGGUUGUCGGAUCUGUUGUUCCCGACAAGAAGAAGGACGCUAAGCUGAAUUUGACCUAUGCUCACCAAGCAUUCACUGCCCGAACAUUCUUGGAUUUGUUAAAGGGCCCUACAGUGAAUGCUGACUUUACCGCUGGUAAAGACGGUGUCACUUUGGGUGGAACUGCUUCCUAUGACAUUAAUGCCGCUUCCGUCACCAAAUAUGCUUUCGCUGUCGGAUACAAGGCCCCAGACUACUCCAUUUCUCUUUCUGCUUUGGAUAACGUCAAACUGUUUUCUGCCGGUUAUUACCACAAAGUUUCUCCUCUCGUCGAGGUAGGUGGUAAAGCUACUUACGACUCUAAGUCCUCUAUUGCAAACCCAGUUGCUUUGGAAGUAGCAACUAAGUAUCAGGUUGAUUCGACAGCUUUCGUUAAAGCCAAAAUAGCUGAUUCUGGUAUUGCCUCAUUUGCCUACUCCCAAGAUUUAAGAAAGGGUGUUAAGUUAGGUUUAGGAGCUGCUAUUGACGUUCUCAAGUUGAACGAGGCCACUCAUAAGCUAGGUGUAUCUCUUUCUUUCUCUGCUUAA